AGUAUACCAAAUUUAUGUUGAGAAGAUCCUAAUUCAUUGAUGGUUUUAAAUACAAAUAUGACUAUGACCCACAACUCCCUUCUAUCAAAAUCAAUUGUCACCACCAGGCGCUGAAUACUUUUUCUAGUGUCCUUCCGAGUCCAUUAUUUAAAGGGCUAGCCGGUAUAGAGCAGCCUAACUCACGGCAAACAUGGCGAUCCAUCAGCCUCUGUUUGAAACCCCCAAAGCCUCUCCCUGUAAGAGACUUUGUUUACUUCUUUCCUUGCUUGCUAUUAUCAGCUCAAGCGCACUUGUCGCAACCCAUUUGAUCAGAACCACAUUUUCCAUCAUUGCUCCACUUCCACGCCUCAUCGGCAAUGAAGCACUCGACAGGGAAUCAUGCUUAGCCCUGAAGGUGAUCAUGGAAGUGGCCCGAUCCACGCCGAUGGACAAGGCUCGGCCCCUUCAGUGCUUCCUCCAGAAAACCAAACCCAACAUUCACAAAACCAUCAAACUGGCCCACGAAAUUAAGCACCGGAUCAACAACAAGAAGGAUAGAGCUGCAAUAAAUGAUUGUGUUGAGCUGAUGGACAUUUCCAUAGACAGAGUAGUGGAUUCUAUCAAAGCUCUCCAGAAUCAUAGCGUGUAUUCCUAUGGAGAUGCUCAUGCAUGGCUCAGUAGCGUCCUCACCAACCAUGUCACGUGCUUAGAUGGUCUAGAGGGACAAGCCAAGACAUUGAUGAAGGACAUGGUCAAGGACUUGAUAGCAAGGGCAAGAACUUCUUUAGCCAUGCUGGUUUCAAUUUCACCGCCGAAAGACAAAGAGUUGGAGUUGUUGAAUGGGGAAUUUCCGACAUGGGUCAGGAGCGGAGAUCGGAGGCUUUUGCAAUCUUUGCCUAAUGAAAUUAAGGCUAACGUUGUUGUGGCAAAAGAUGGGAGUGGGAAAUACAAGACAGUGAAAGGAGCUGUAGAUUCUGCACCACAGAAUAGCAAGGUGAGGUACAUUAUUUAUGUGAAAAAGGGCAUCUACAAAGAGAAUGUUGAGAUAGGGAAGAACAAAAAGAAUUUGAUGCUUGUUGGAGAUGGUAUGACUUCCACUAUAAUCACUGGAAGUCUCAAUUACAUUGAUGGGACUACCACUUUCAAAUCUGCUACUGUAGCUGCUGUAGGAGAUGGAUUUAUUGCCCAAGACAUUGGGUUCCAAAACACAGCUGGGCCACGAAAACACCAAGCAGUUGCACUUCGUGUUGGGGCUGAUAGAUCGGUCAUAAACCGAUGCUUCAUUGCCGCUUACCAAGACACUCUCUAUGCUCACUCCAACAGACAAUUCUACAAAGAGUCGUACAUUACUGGGACGGUGGAUUUCAUCUUCGGAAAUGCAGCAGUCGUCUUUCAAAGCUGCAAACUUGCGGCCCGAAGGCCCAUGAGUGGACAGAAAAACAUGGUUACAGCCCAAGGCCGUACAGAUAAAUUCCAAAACACCGGGACUUCGAUCCAAAGAUGCGAGAUCAUCGCGAGCUCCGACUUGAAGCCCGUGAAGGCCUCGUUUCCAACAUAUUUGGGCCGUCCUUGGAAGGAAUACUCGAGGACUGUCGUUAUGCAAAGUACUAUUGGCAACCAUAUUGAUCCGGCCGGAUGGUCCGUUUGGAAUGAUUCUCCUUAUACAUUGAAGACGUUGUAUUAUGGGGAGUAUGCAAAUAAGGGCCCAGGUGCCGGUCUUAGCAAGAGAGUUAAAUGGCCCGGUUACCAUAUCAUUACAAGCCCAAAAGAGGCCCAUAAUUUCACUGUAGCUGAGUUGAUUCAAGGGGGCUCCUGGUUGAAAGAUACUGGUGUGGCAUAUAUUGAGGGCUUGUGAUUUGUUUUAGCGGCAUGUGCACUAUAUAUGUGUAUAUAUAUAUAUAUAUAUAUAAAAGAAAAUUUUAUAAUGGGGACGGUUUGCAUGAGAAUCGCAGUAUUAGUGAUUGUUUUUUAUAAUAUUAAUGAUAGUUUUUUAAAAAAUUAUUUCUAAUAUUAUAAAAAAUUGUUACUAAUACUGUAUUCCGUAUAAGAUCCGUUCCCAUCAUAGAUAUAUAUAUAAAUAUAUAUAUAUAUAUAUAUAUAUUCUUUUUUUCUUUCUUUUUUUUUUCUUUUUGGUAAUGGGUACCUGUCUACUGCUUCUAUCUUAUGUAACCUAGUGACAAAUGUACUCUGUUUUGUUCUGAAUAAAAUGCAGAAAUGAUCU
Messenger RNA from Ziziphus jujuba (common jujube), 2200 nucleotides. RefSeq names its product pectinesterase. NCBI's taxonomy places the organism in Eukaryota, Viridiplantae, Streptophyta, Magnoliopsida, Rosales, Rhamnaceae. Gene Ontology annotation, molecular function: pectinesterase activity; pectinesterase inhibitor activity. Gene Ontology annotation, biological process: cell wall modification. The coding region runs from base 191 to 1834 and encodes 547 amino acids. The record is from RefSeq and is a predicted model, not a curated record. The transcript has 2 exons.